CUCUAACUAAUAGAGAGUUCUAUAUAGUAGAUAUUCAGAACUUGUAUCAGAGAAAGUGUGUAGAAGAGCGUCGGUAAAAGUAAAUGCAGUAAAAUUGAAAGGAUCUGUUUAAAGUUAGAGCAUUGCGUUGUAUAUUUAUUUAUUUAUUUAUUUUAUUAUUUUUUUGCUCCUUCGAAAUUCAUGUGAGAAACUUGGAAUCGCGACCGAAUAAAUUAUUACAUAGAAAGAAAACUCUGUAGCACUGUUAUUUAGCCCCAGGAAACAUCCUCUCAUUCACUCUCAAAUCUCACUAUUUCAGGGCAUCUCUAGUUACUUCGUCUUCAUGUUUUGCCCAAUAAAUUUAUAGACGAUCUUCAACAUAGUUGUUGUUUAGAGCAAUAAUUCUACUGCGUUCCAACAGGUUUAAAAUCAAAAGUCUUCCAUAUAGCACAACUAUAAAAUCAAAACUAAUUCCUGUCAAGAUCGUUCCCUUUUUUUUUUCAGUGAUAUGUGUCCUGUUAUAAAUAACCUAAGAUUGUGACAAAGAAGAAUUGGCUACUAUUUCGAGCAUGAUAAGUAACCACAGAUUUCUCUAGUUUGCAAGAAAUGUAUUUUAUUUUAAUUCUAUUUAACUCAGCCCUCUUUUCUAGUAUUUUUUAAAUUAAUUAAUUUUAUUUUUUACUUAUGUGGGGAAGUCUUGAAGGUGGCGCGUAAAAGCGAAAGAGAGAGAGAGAGAGAGAGAGAGAGAGAGAGAGCGAUUGGAUCAAGGAAGUUAUCUUUUGAAGUUCACGUGAAGCAGAGGAAUUGAUGUGUAUGUAUUUGAGAGAGAGAGGAAGAGAGAAACAACAAGCAGAAACAAAAAUAAUACCCCCCUCUCUCUCUCCCUUACACGCACAUGAACAUGUAUGCGUACAAAAAACAUGUAUGCAAUAGGUGUACGUACGUAUGUAUUUUUGCGUGUGUGUGUGACUGAAGCCAUUCACACUUACAUACAUACAUGCGUAACAACCCCCCCUCUCUCUUUCUCUAUCAAUCACUCACUAAAAAUGUAAAUACACACGCACAUGAACAUGUAUGCGUACAAAAAACAUGUAUGCAAUAGGUGUAUGAACGUAUGUGUGUGUGUGUGCAUGUCACUGAAGCCAUUCACAUAUACAUAAAUUCAUACAUACAUAACCUCUUUCUCUCUCUUUUUUCUGUCAACUACUCUCUACAAAAGUGAAUAAAUUUCAGUUAUCUCUCUCUCUUCCAUCACACACACACACUCCAGCACCACUGCUCUCUCUGUCUCUUCAAACACACUAACAAAACAACUUCACAUAUACGCCACACUUUCUGUUUCGUACAUCCCAUCAAACACACACAUCAAUUCCUCGGCUUUACGCAGACUUCGAAAGAUAACUUCCCUGAUUCAAUCGCUCUUUCUCUCUCUGUCUGUCAGUCUCUCUCUUUCGCUUUUGCGCCGACUUCAAAAUACCCCGCCCCUACAUAAGUAAAAAAUAAAAAUUCUUUAUGGCAAGCGACAAUCUUGUUCAUAAACGUAAACAAAUACACGUGGUCUACAUUUGGCAUUUUUGAACUUAAGUCUAUUGCAUCAGACGUAGAAAUAAACAGCAUCAAGGGUGCACACAGAUUAAUUCCGUCCUCAAUAUACACUAUCUGAAAAUUGAAUGAAAAUAGCUGGUAGAUUGACUCUCCUAUCUUUAGUUCCUAGACGAACAAUCUGCCAAUCAACUGUCCUUUAUGAAAACACUGGAUCAGGGCUGACUUGGGAUUAAACAAGAGGAAUAAAAAAAGGACAAAGUGGAAAAUUUAAUUUGUUUUAAUAUAGAUGGUAAAGACGAGAGAAUACUUGAUAAAUGUUAGGACACUAAAAACACAAUCACCACAAUUUGUAAAGAACUCUCCAGUGAUUGGAAGUCCAUUCUUCGAACGUUAUCAGUGACUUCCGGUAUGUCUACCUUCACUCGCCAUUAUAUUUAUAAAUAUUGUAGAUAUAGUAUUCUUUCUAUUAACUUAUUUAGACUGUACUAGUAAUCACAAAUUAACAUAAAAAAUUGAUUAUUUAAUAACCAGAAGAAGAAAUUUAAGAUGUCUUGUAAGAAGUAGUUGAAAGUUCUGCUGAAUUUACCAAUGUCCUCAUCGCUACUUCAGUACAUCACUCAUUUCAUUAUGUCAAAGCUGAAGAAAAAUUUCUUGAAAAAAAUGCACCUGUCAGCUGACUAUGUUUCAAGCUCUCUCAACUUCAAUAACAACUAUGCUGACCAAUUUUUACUUCUGAAGAUGAUGCAACAGUGCAAAAUGAUGCUGCAAUGCAAUAGGUUCAAACAGAUAUAUGUAUAAGAAUAGACGAUGGCAUGAAGAAUUAGCUUUGAACAAAGGACAUUCAUCCUAAAAUGCUAUUGGAAGUAUGAAAACACAGUUGAAAUCCAAAGACAGUAUAAAAGACUUUUUUAGUCAGAAUCCAGCUAUGCAUGUAGCCAUCUAUCACAUCUUUAAUAAGGUUGAAUCUGAUGGAACAGUGCAGGAUGUGCAUAAGAACCAUUCUGGGAAGACCAUGUCCAUCAACGAUCCCCAUAAAGGAAGAAAUGGUAAAGGAAAGUUUUCAAAGAAGUCCCAAAAAUCUUUGCGGCAAGCAAGCUUAGACAUGGGGAUUUCAAGUGCAUUUGUCCAUUUUAAAUUGCUAGGAAUGGGAAAGUUAUAUCCCUACAUUCACCCAUGCUAUCAUUGACAAUGAUCCAAACAGAAGAAUAGAGUAUUGCGAAUAGUACUUGGCAAAAUGCUCAGAAGGUGUACAUUUUGCAACAAAAGUUGUGUGGAUUGAUGAAGUUACAUUUGAAUUAAAUGGUUUAAUUGUCACAACUGCUCAUUUGGGUGUGGGGCUCAAAAUCUGCGUGUUACAGUGGAACAAGAAGUUAAUUUACCAGGAAUUACAGUUUGGUGUGCUGUUACAUCCAGAUGAUUAAUUGGAACAUUCCUUAUUGAUGCUACAGUAACUGGUCUUAUUUAUUUGAUUAUGCUGCAAUAGUCUAUCCUGUCAUGCAUUAGAAAUGUGUUUAAAGAUGAAGCACCACCACACUAUCAUCGUGAUGUACAGUCCUACCUUAAUGAGAUUUUGCCACCCUGGUGGAUUGGAAGAAGAGCUUUUGUAAAAUACCUUCCUCAUUCACCAGACCUUACCCCUUUAGAUUUUUUCGUAAGGGGAUACUUAAAAGAUAAACUGUAUGCUACAAGACCUACGACAAUUGCUGAACUGAGAGAUGGCAAUGAAAAUGAAUGCAUUCAAGUUAUCUGAUGACGUUGAGAUACUAAUAUUUCACUGGAGAUCAACAUGUUUAUCAACUUUUGAAGACUAAAAAGAACUUCGUCAAGCUAAUGUCAGCCUAUUUCUACAACUCUUUGUUGAAUGAAUGUAAAAUAUUUCCUUUGGAUUGAGAUUAGUGGCGAAACUACGUAAGCCAUAUUUAGAAGAAGGCUGUUGUAACGGCCUCACUAGCAUAGGUAGUGCUGCAGCAUAGCCACAAUCCUCAGACAGGAACCUGUACUAUAAUGAAAAAUUAUCAUCUUUUAACAUCCAUCUUCCAUGCUGACGUGAACUGGAAAAUUAUGUUCAGAAAUUUUGAUUUAACAGGGAUUAAUCACUAUGAUAUUGAAACUCUCAUGUGUUAGGAGUGGUAUAUCUAGAAAUAUCUUGUUAGUUUAAUGAUCCAAUUUGAUAACCCUUAAGUUACUAGUUAGUUAUUAUAAGAUUCUUUUACAAUAAAUUGACUUGAAGUUCUCUCUUAACAGCCAAAACAUCAACACAUCAUAUAGAUUAAAAGAGAAAGUUAUGGAUGAGAAAAAGUCUGAAAAUAUUGAUUCAUCAACUCAGACACAGGAAAAUACAGAAGAGGAAUCACAUCCUUGUGAUAUCUGUGAGGAAUUAUUCACAACAAGAAAGAAUUUAAUUCAGCAUAAAUUAAUCCACUCUGUCAAAAAACUGUACCAAUGUAAAAUUUGUGAUAAAAUAUUUUCUACAAGAAAUUUGUUAUCUUGCCAUAAACGUAUUCAUACAGGGAAAAAACUACACCACUGUGAUAUCUGUGAUGAAAACUUUUCUACAAGUGGCAGUUUAUCUGCCCACAAGCGUAUUCAUACUGGAGAAAAACCAUACCACUGUGACACAUGUGGUAAAAACUUCUCUCAGAAAGGUAAUUUAUCUACUCACAAACGUAUUCAUACAGGAGAAAAACCUUUCCAAUGUAGUGACUGUGGUAAAGCAUUCUUUGAUAAUCGUAGCUUAUUUACCCACAAACGAAUUCACACAGGAGAAAGCCCAUUCCGCUGUGAUAUCUGUGAUAAAACAUUUUCUACAAGGGGUCAUUUGUCUUGUCAUAUACGUAUUCAUACAGGAGAAAGACCAUAUCGCUGUGAUAUCUGUGGUAGAACAUUUUCUGUUAGUAGUCAUUUGUCUUCUCACAAACUUACUCAUACAGGAGAAAAACCAUAUCACUGUGAUAUCUGCGAUGAGAGAUUCACUAGAAACAGUUCAUUGACUCGCCACAAACAUAUUCACUCUGGAGAAAGACCAUUUAAAUGUGAUAUCUGUGGUAAAACAUUUUCUAGAAAUGGUGAUUUGUCUUGCCACAGACUCGUUCACACGGGAGGGAAACCAUAUCAUUGUGACAUCUGUGGUAAAAAUUUUUCUCAGAAUAGUAAUUUAUCUUCCCACAAACGUAUCCACACUGGAGAGAAAACAUACCAGUAUGAUACUGGUGAUGAAACAUUUUCUAGAAGUGAUGAUUUGUCUUUUCACAAACAUAUUCAUGCAGGAGAGAAACCAUAUCACUGUGAUAUCUGUAGUGAAUCAUUUUCUACAAAUGUUGAGCUGUGUUCCCACAAACAUAUUCAUUUAGAAGAAAGCCCAUACCACUGUGACAUUUGUGGUAAAACAUUUUCUAAAAGAGGUCAUUUGUCUUCUCACAUACGUGUUCAUACAGGAGAAAGCCCAUAAAACUCUGAUAUUUGUAGUAAAACAUUCUCUUAAGGUGGUUCUUUAUUUUAACACAAACUUAGCCCAGACAAAUGAAAGACCAUACCAUUGUGGUACCUGUAGUGGAACUUUAUUUAAUAAUUAUUUAUAGGUGAAAAUUCCAUAGAUACUUUGGCAAAAUGUUUUCUACAAUCAACAAUAUAUUUUAUGAUAAAUUUAUAUAUAUAUAUAUAUAUAUAUAUAUAUAUGUGGAUUUUUUUCUAGAAUACAGUUAUCAUCAACAUCAUUUGUAUUUUAAUCUUCAAUGCUUGCAGCUUUUCUGAGGUAUUUUGCAUCAUUUAUUUGUACUGAGUUUCUGGCCAUUUGAAUAUUCAAUGGCUGAUGCUACUACUUUUAAUUAAUGUAGUAUGCCCCAAUCCUCAGUCAAUCUGCCAGAAACCUUCAUAAACUUUUGGGGUUAAUACUACACAUAUUGUACUCUGUAGAUUUUUUAACUUUGCCACGUUUUAGGUUUCUAUACUCCUGAUCAUUCUCCCAAGUUUAAAAAAAUAUUCCAUGGCUUGUUUGGCAAAUUCUGCUUCUACAACCAGAUUAUCAAUAAUUUUGAACUCUGUGUUACAAUAGUUUAAAUUCAUUAUAAUUCUGUAACACAGAACUAUAAUGAACAGAAGUGGAAUUAGACAAAUUCUAGGUGGAGGCCUAUAUAUGCUUAAUUUGCUGCAAGUUGUUAUUUUCCAGUUGUUUUAUAGCUCCUGCUACUUUUAACUACUCAUGUACAUACAGAGCAUCUGAUGUUUCAGUCCUUAGUCAAGCUUUCACAAAACCUUUGUUUCUUUCAAUUACUUUAGUACAUAUUUGGUAUGAAAUGUCUCUCACAAGACUACAUCUGUACCUAGUCUUAGUACACACACAAGACUACAUAAGGUGAGAUCCUGUUAGAAGUAUUCUCCAGAUUGAUUAAGUGGUUUAUUCUUAAAACCUUUUCCAGUUGUCCUUAUAGAAACAUGGCAUCUCUGACUCUACAUCCACACAUGAACAUGAAUUACAUCCAAGCUAACAUUAUCCUGUACUGACUUAGCUAAGAUAUUAGCUAUUUUCUUUAACAUUAAAUGUCGGUUAUCACCAUAGUAACAUUAUCAAACAAACAAAUGUUUGUUAUCAGUGUAAUAAUUAUUAACCACUAACAAAUGUAUUUAUAUAGCAUCAUAGUAACAUUAUUAGGCAUUAGCAAAUGUCUAUUAUCACUAUAGUAACAUUAUUAAACACUAUGUGAACACCUGUAAAAUAUUUAAAAGAGUAAUUGAUCGAUAUUUCCAGAUAUUUGUUGAUAACGUCAAAAUAGUCUAAUUAGUAGGUUAUAAGUAAUGAUUACAAUUUUUUGUUAUCUUCUUAUUGUUUAUAUCCAUUCGGUUGUAGUAAAUGAUGAUAGCAUUUAUCCUGUAAUUAACUGUAAAAUUUCCAAUUGUGAUGUUUUACAAUUGUAAAUAUACAAUUGUAAUUGUAUAUUGAAAUUUUUUCAAUUUUAUAAUAAACAG
Molecule: messenger RNA, 6486 nt
Organism: Octopus bimaculoides (California two-spot octopus)
Lineage: Eukaryota; Metazoa; Mollusca; Cephalopoda; Octopoda; Octopodidae
Source: RefSeq, a predicted model, not a curated record